This is a messenger RNA of Cladocopium goreaui, 4890 nucleotides long. Lineage: Eukaryota; Dinophyceae; Suessiales; Symbiodiniaceae. The record is from the annotation of a GenBank genome assembly.
AUGGGUUUACAUUUGCUUUCAUGUGUCAGUGCUACAAAGCAUGUGUUUUCGAACAACAUCAAGAUGCCAUGGGAGAGAAGGUUCAUAGGUCCUUAUGACAGAGCUACGGAUGUGCACAAGGUUCCACUUCCUGUGCGUGACUUCGUUCCCAGAGAGGCUCCAGCGACAGGUGGACGUGUUGAAACUUACCUGGACAAUGCUGACACUGCAUUCAAAAAGGCUGGACUCAAGUUGCUUAAGGCAUGUGAUGAAACACUGUGGACUGACAGGUUGUCGUCUGAACGCAAGGCUGCAAUCAGAAAGUGGACAUCACUAGUGUCAUCAGAGCCGAUGGCAUGGGAAGUGGCUGUACAACACUUCAGUCAAGGGGCUAUGAUUUUUGCUUCAGGAGGGCUGAAUGAAAGCAUCAGGGACUCAUUGGCUGCCAAAGCGUCCAACACUCUGCAUGCUCGGGCAAACCCUCUUUUUCGUUUUGCGAAGUUCUGCAGUGAACAUGGCCUGAAACCGUGGCCGGUCAAGGAGGCGGUUGUCUAUGAUUUUCUCAACAGUGAUGAUGGAUUUGCCCCGACCUUCCCAAGGAGUUUUAUCAUCUCAAUCAGCUUCGCGCACCAUUUGCUGGGCUUGAAGGGUGACAUUGGGCAGAUUGCCAGUGGCAGGACAAAGGGCUUGACACACGCGUGGUUUCUCAAGAAGCGCCGAUUGGUGCAGAAGCCGCCACUGAGUGUGGAGCAAUUGGUGGCCUUGGAGAAGAUUGUUGUUGACGAAGCCAGGGGAUCGCAAGAUCGCAUAGCGGCUGGUUUCUUUGUUUUUACAACAUAUUGCAGGGCCAGAUAUUCUGAUGCCUUGAAUGUGGCUGCUUUGCGAUUGGACAUCACCUUGAGGGACGGGCACGCUCAUGGUUGGAUCGAGGCUGAUGCAGCACGAACCAAAACCGCAUCCAACUUGGAGCGCAAAACCAGGUUUUUGCCCAUGUCUGCACCGGUCAAGACGGUGAGUGGCUUGGAUUGGAGCAGGGCAUGGUUACAAUUGAGGCGUGAAGCCCGUAUGGAGGCUGCUGAAGGCAAACCACUGUUGCCGGCUCCAAACGACGGUGGGUCAUGGGCGAACGUACCGCUCAGUGCCAGUUCAGCAGGCAUUUGGCUGAGAUCUCUUUUGCAAGAUGUUGGAGGUCCCGAGCUGAGCCGCGUUGGGACACACAGCAUGAAAUGUACCCUCCUCAGCUGGUGUGCGAAGUUCGGGUUGGACCCAUCCAUUCGGAGGGCAUUGGGUUAUCAUACCUCCAGUGGUGAUAAGAGCAUCAACACCUAUGCAAGAGAUGCGAUGUCCACCCCACUGAGGGAAUUGCAGCGAGUGAUAGACUCGGUGGCCAGUGGUGCAUUUCUACCGGAUCAAACCCGGUCCGGGUACUUUGUGACAGCUGCAGCCGAGGAGUUUGAUUCCUCGAGCGAAUCCUCGGGCGACGAGGAGGAUGUUGAGGAUGCCAAAGCCGAGGAAGCCAUCGAUGCGAUCGCAGGUCAUUGGCAAGGAACUCGUGACAUAUCCUGGUCAAAAGUCGCUGCAGUCUUUUUCAGACACAGCACCAGCCGGUGCAUCCAUGUCUUGCAGGAUGAAGCAGGACUCAGUGCAGGAGUCAUUCAGCUUUUCAAAGAUGGAGGCAAAGCAACUUUGGGAAAUCUUGCAUUUGCGUCAUCUUACGUGCCUGGAAGUUCAGAUGACUCCCCAUUUACGGAUCUUGUGAAGAAGGUGCUGGGCCGUGAAGGCUCCUUAGGGGAAAUGGCCAUGAUCAGACGACUUUUCAAUGAGUCGUAUGCCGCGACCUCAGCUGAGAUGAAAACAUUGGUCGAACAGACGGACGAAGCCCCAAAUAGAAAGUUAGCUGCUGCAGAGAGGGCUGAACGGUUUUCGUCACAACAGAAGAGACUGAAAGGCAUAAACAUGCAAGGCCAGAUGGAACCUGGAGACUCACUUGUAGAUCUUGCAGUCAAUAUUUAUGAGUCUGACAGACUUCGAUACAUUCCGUGGGAAAGUUGUGUUUCAAGGGAACAUGAAAUUUUGACGUCUUCAAAAAAGGACAAUGCCUUGACUUUUGACAGCAACGGUAAUCUUAAGAUGAGCAAGCGAGAGCAUGUGUCCCCAUGUGAAGUUUCAUCGGAGUUACAGAUCAAGUACUGCCUCAUCAGACGAGGCCUUGCACUGGAACAGGGAAACGUGAUUGGUUUUGAACUGCAUGAACAAUGGGCAGAAAAAUUGAUGGCAUGCAGACUCACUGAUCCACCUUCUGGAUAUUCUAGGGUCACUUUCAAACAGUUGCAGUUGGCCGAUGCAAAGUUGUUUGUGGUGCUUGGUGAGAGAACCCGCAUGGGCUUGAAGGUGACACAGGAUGGCAGGCCAUGUGACAAGGUCUUCAAGGCGGUCAUGGAAUGUCCCGAGGUUCAACAUCUUUUGCAGCCGAUGCCUCAGGCGUCACAUACACCUGGCAAGACGGGCGAGAAGGGCGGUGCACCACCAGUCAAGCGCACCAUUGACAAACCAAGUCCGUCCAAAGGCAUUGGAAAGAAGGGUAAAUCAGGAGAAACGGCAGUCUCACAAGUGGAUGACAAACGACCCCGAAAGGAGUCAAUUUUUAGGGAACUUGGUGUGCCGAGCUUAGAAAAUGAGACGGUCUUCAUCGAGCUUUGUGCAGGUAGCGGCAUCCUCAGUUCUACUGCCGAAAGGGCAAGAGAGAUUCAAUUGAAGGGCGUUUGGAGCCCACCACCGCUUCGAGAUGCCGCCCACCCAAUGGGCUUGCCAUGGAACUCACCGUCAGAUGCCAAGAAGGUGGAAGCGGCGAACAGUUUGUACGAGAGAGCAUUCAAAUUUGCGUUAAUGCUGGUGACAUUGGGCCACAUCAUCACGAUAGAGAAUCCCACGCGUAAUUUUACAGCAGUCCCCGAGGGUCCAGGUGUGGAGAACGGUGAGUCGAAACAGCUUUACAGGCUGCAGAAGAUUUUGGAAUGGAGGCGCAUGCGAUGUGAACUUGAAUCAGAGGAAAAAGCUUUGCAUGCCAGGAUACCUCACCACUUGCAACAUUUAGUGAAGGACAAACAGUUUCUGCUCCUCAGACAGCUUGCGCAAGACAUUGGAUGGCCUGACACAGAAAUACACAAGGAGAUGUUGGAGGGCUUCCGUCUUGUGGGUAAGGGCACCAAGUCUGGAGUGUUCAAAUCUGAAGUCAAAGCUGCAGCAAUGACUGAAAUGGACCUCAUGGAAAAAGCAAAGUUUCUCAGGCCUUUAAUUUUGGGAAAGAUUGCGAACUCAAAAGCGCCGGACUACCUGACUGAACUGCACAACAUUACAGACAACGAAGCAGGCGACAAAGGGUGGCUGGAAGGCCCGAUGUCUGCUGGACAAGUGAGCGAACUGCUGGGAGAUGUGUGGUUGCCGGUACAAAGGUUCGCCGUCAGACAGAAAAACAAACUGAGGCCCAUAGACAAUUUUGCUGAAAACCGGGUCAAUGAAGCUUGGGAAUGUCCCGAAAAGAUCGAUUUGCAUGCUUUGGACCAGCUCACUUGGUUAAUUUCUAUUGUUUGCAAGGUUGCCGCAGCCAGGGGCGUCAUUGAGAUCCCGUUGAAGAAUGGUGAGCGCUUGAGUGGUAAGCUGCAUGAGGCCUGGAACAUGGAAAGCCUCAAGUGUUUGAUCAGCACCCUGGACUUGAAAGACGCUUACAAACAAUUUGGCAUCCACAAGGAUGACAGGUGCAAAUCGGUUGUCAGCUUGAAACGUUUGGACGGCAAAGGGACGACACACUAUGUGAUGAACUGCUUGCCGUUUGGGGCCAGUUCGUCUGUCCACAAUUUCAACAGGAUAGGCAGAAUGAUAUGGGCCAUUGGAGUGACUGAACUGCGACUGCCUUGGGUGAACUAUUUUGACGAUUACCCCAUUUUGACACCUGGCGAGAUUUCUGCCUCAACUAUGGCUGCAGCAAAAGGAAUGUUGAAGCUCCUUGGAUUUGGCUUUGCCGAGAACAAACUGGAGCCUUUCGCAACAAGUGCAGAGGUUUUGGGAGUUGUCGUUGACUGCGGCCUGGUGAGUGAGGGCAAGCUUGUUUAUGCGAUGAAAGAGUCGAGGAGGCAGGAAGCUUUGAGUGCGAUCGAGGACAUCCUUGACAAAGGGGCUGUCACUCCUUGUUUGCUGCCGUCGGUCUUGGGACGGCUGCAAUUUGCGGAUGGGCAACUGGCUGGGAGAACAGGCAAAUUGGCUAUGGCAGACAUUCGAUCACUUGGGUUGCAUUCAAAAUCUAGUGUCAGUUUGGACAGUGAUGCGAGAGUUGCUUUGCAGAUGUUGAAGGAAAGAUUUAUGGACAACCGUCCGCGCACCAUAGUGUUGAACACCGAAGACUGCCCUUUACUUUUGUAUACUGAUGGGUCACACGAGCCAGGAGUGACAUCCGAAGUGGCAAUGAUUGGUGGAGUGCUAUUGGAUGGUACGGCACCGGCAAGGGUUUUUGGGAGCCAUGUCCCCAAGGACCUUCUGGCUCGAUGGCACAACGAAGGUAAAGAACACCUAAUUGGACAGGUUGAAAUGUACGCUGUUGCGGUGGCUAGGGAUGUUUGGAAGGAGCGGUUGCACAACCGGAGAGGCAUCAUUUUCAUCGACAACUGGCCUGUGUUGGAUUGCUACAUACCUGGAACAGCGAAACAAAAAACAUGGAGAGAAAUUUUGCUUAGCAUAGAGAGAGUUGACAAAGAAUUUCCAUCGCAGCUUUGGGCAACCCGAGUCCCAUCUGAGUCCAACAUUGCUGACCCGCCUAGCCGUGGCACUCUGGAACCUAUCAGAUUUUUGGGUCAGCUGCUGAUAGAUGAGCCGAAGUGUCCAAUGACUGGACAACCACUUGAGACAUGUCUUGGCUGA